AUGUACCCCCACGGCGUGUCCCGCUUAAAUAGGCCCGGUGCAGGCCAAAACUUCCCACAGCCGUACUACUCCACCAACAACGUGCCCAAUGCCCCGACUUCCGCUUCUUCCAUGCAGCUACCUCAGCCUACCAUGAUGGCUCUGAACUCCAUCUUGACGCUAGGACCGUACAGGCACCGAAAGGACUUGAGCCGAAACUCCGUGCUUUCAAACUACACCGUUAUCGGGUACAUUGCCGCCGGAACGUACGGAAAAGUGUACAAGGCGAAGCUGAAGGUGGGAAAGAACAGCAGCUCCGAUGAUCUAGGGGAGAUGGGCCGGCAGCUAGAGAAACAGGAGACGGUGGAAGAUCACAGGCUAUUUGCCAUCAAGAAGUUCAAGCUGGACAACCACUCCAGUAUGGCCCAUGCCUUGGGUGCUAACAACGAAGGCGGUGCUUAUACGGGGAUCUCCCAGUCGGCGAUCCGAGAAAUGUCCUUGUGUCGAGAGCUCAACCACAAGAACAUCACCAAGCUCAUGGAGAUCAUGCUCGAGAGCAAGUCCAUCUACAUGGUGUUUGAGUUUUUCGAGCACGACUUGCUCCAGAUCAUCCACUACCAUCUGCAUCCGGACGUGAAGCCGAUUCCCGAAACCACCGUCAAGUCGUUGAUCUGGCAGGUGCUCAAUGGCGUGACGUUUCUCCACAAAAACUGGGUUUUCCAUCGAGACCUCAAACCGGCGAACAUCAUGGUCUCCAGCGACGGAGUGGUGAAAAUCGGCGAUCUUGGUCUCGCCAGAAAGUUCAACAAUCCGCUCCAGAGCUUGUACACUGGCGACAAGGUUGUGGUCACUAUCUGGUAUAGGGCCCCCGAGCUUCUCCUCGGUACGAGACACUACACUCCAGCUAUAGAUCUCUGGGCUGUGGGCUGCAUUUUGGCGGAAUUGCUCUCGCUCAGGCCAAUCUUCAAAGGUGAAGAGGCAAAGUUCGACAUGAGCAACAAAAAGCUGAUCCCGUUCCAGAAGAACCAGCUUCAGAAAAUCUUUGAGAUCUUGGGCACACCUACAGUAGAGCAGUGGCCCAGUCUCCCGAAGUAUCCCGACUACUACGCAUUCCAGCAGCAUUUCCUCCAAAAGGGAGCCACAUACCCGCCCAAUCUCAGCAACUGGUACAAGAUGAUUGGCGGGAAGAGCAAGGGCUGUUUGACAUUGCUACGAGACUUGCUUCAUUACGACCCUGUCACGAGAGUAUCUGCGGACGGGGCGCUUGUGCAUCCGUAUUUCCUCGAGGCGCCUUUAGUCAAGGAAAAUGCUUUUGAGGGCUUGAAUGUGAAGUACCCAAAGCGUAGGAUCUUCACGGACGAUAUCGACAUCACCGCACAGAACAAUAAUUUCAACAACAAGAGACACUACGACGACGGAGCGUCGCGGAAGAGGCAGAGGGGGUAG
Molecule: messenger RNA, 1425 nt
Organism: Candidozyma pseudohaemuli
Lineage: Eukaryota; Fungi; Ascomycota; Pichiomycetes; Serinales; Metschnikowiaceae
Gene: SSN3
Product: cyclin-dependent serine/threonine protein kinase
Exons: 1
Coding region: 1-1425 (474 amino acids)
Biological process (GO): protein phosphorylation
Cellular component (GO): nucleus; mediator complex
Molecular function (GO): ATP binding; cyclin-dependent protein serine/threonine kinase activity; RNA polymerase II CTD heptapeptide repeat kinase activity
Source: RefSeq, a predicted model, not a curated record